This is a messenger RNA of Thamnophis sirtalis, 2336 nucleotides long. The record is from RefSeq and is a predicted model, not a curated record. NCBI's taxonomy places the organism in Eukaryota, Metazoa, Chordata, Lepidosauria, Squamata, Natricidae.
UGGUCUCUGAUAACCUUUAAUGAACAUUUGCUGUUAAGGAAUGAAUGAUACACCAUUUGUAUUUUGUUUAUAGUUAAGACAUGAGUAUUGGGAAGAAGAGAGCAUUUGUAGUAUUUAAGAGAUAUAAAAUUGUUUAUACUGAUGAUGAAGAGGAAGUUUGCUUCUUACAUACUGUAUCUUUUUCUUUUCUUUUUUCUUUUGCAUACUUUCUAUUUUUUCUUUUCUUUUUUUCUUUUUUAUUUUUUGUAGCUUGUAUUAGUCUUUACUUUUUCUGAUGAAUCUUUAAUAAAAUUAUUUCUCAUAAUUCUUAUUUCUAGUCCUUCAAUUUUCUGUAGCAUACUAAUCUUUCAUAGUAAUGUUGAUGAUGCAAUUUCUUCUCUGAGCUUGCUAGCCAUAUCUCUUUGCUGGCCAUCUACUGAAGGAAAAAGGUUUCAUGUUGGAAAAUAUUUGUUAUAAUUAAUUUGCUAGUCAUGCAUUUAAGAGAUAAUGUUAUUUGAAACCUGGCUUAUCUAAAACUCCAGCUUUUCUAGGUCUUCUUCACAUGUCAUCUACUAACUUGGAGUACAUUCCACAGCCUAAUUACUUGGCCCUUACUGUGUGGACUGUAACACUUCGUUCCCAAUUCAUUGUUUGUUCUUAAUAGGUCAUUUCUGACAGUGCUGAUAAAUCUGAGUUUCUGAUUUCUCUUUCAAGAUAUUUAGAUUGAAGCGCCAUGAUCAAAUUUUUCCUGAUGGUGAAUAAACAAGGCCAAACAAGGCUUUCUCGUUACUAUGAAUACAUGGACCUUCAUAAGCGGACAGUUCUGGAAGCUGAAGUAAUCAAGCAGUGCCUUUCUCGUACAAAGGAGCAAUGCUCCUUUCUUGAGUACAAGGAUUUUAAGUUAGUCUAUAGACAGUAUGCUGCUCUUUUCAUAGUAGUUGGAAUCAAUGAAACAGAGAAUGAGAUGGCUGUAUUUGAACUGAUUCAUAAUUUUGUUGAGGUUUUGGACAAGUAUUUCAGCAGAGUGAGUGAAUUAGAUAUCAUGUUCAAAUUAGACAGAGUGCAUAUAAUUUUGGAUGAAAUGGUUCUAAAUGGUUGCAUUGCAGAAACCAACAAAACCAGAAUUCUUGCACCUCUUUUGGUUCUUGAUAAAAUGGCAGAAACCUAGAAGAAACAAGCCAGAAAAUAAUAUUGUACAUAUUUGAAAACAUUCUUCAAAUAAAAAGGACAGUUUUUGAGUUUUUUGCCAAAUUGUGAAUAAUUGUUUUCAGACUAAAAGAUUACUUAAGCGAAUGUUUAGCACUCAUCAUCUUCUUGUAAAAUUACAUUUUUUGCUACCAUGCCAAAUGUUUUUGAAGUUUGUAAUAUGCUUAAGGAAUUAAUCUUUAUAUAUAAAUAUGGAUGUGUGUGUCUUUAUUUAUUGAUCAUUUAUCUUGCCACAAUCAAAAGCAGCUUCUUUGUGACUUGCAACAAUAAAAAAAAACAAUAAAAAUUGAAAAUAUACAUCUCAACAAAACAACAACAAAAAACAUAUUUUACAAAUAGCAUCUGGCAUCCGCCUAUAAACUACCUGAAGGAAAUCUGUGUUUAAGAGCUUCUGAAAUGAAAUGAAGUGACUGAAGUUGGGGGCCAGACAUACUUCCUGCAGGAGGCCACUCUUCAGACUGGCCUGAAGUGGGACCUCCCCAAAAUGGAGGACGAUCAUCCACUUCUCAAAGAGGUUGGGCAAAUUCAGUGGAGAGAGGAGAUCCUGAAGGUAGCCCAGCAUCAAGCUACAAAGAACUUUCUAAUUUAAAACAGGACUUGGCAUUGCCAACAAAUGGGUGUAAUACAUGACCACCAGCAAGCACCGGGGCUACUGCAUUUUGCACCAACUGACGCUUCCACUGAUCUUUAAAACCAAUCCCAUGUAGAACACUUUGCAGUAGUAGUCUAUGUGCAUGAUGAUGAGGUCAUAGACUACCAGUCACAUCUGUUGCCCUCAGACAAGUCAUAAUUGGUGCACUAACAGGAGCUGUGCAAAGUCUACUCUGGCCAUAGCUUUUAUGUAAUGAUCCAGAGCCUUGAGGCCAGGAAGACACCCAAGUUGAGUACCUGCUCCUUCAAGGGCAGAAACAAUACACAAGGACAGAGGAACCUUGAUGUACACACAAUAGGUCUGUUUUAGUAGCAUUCAAUUCAAGCCUUCUCUUCCAACUAAAUCCUAAGUUUCCAGGCUUUGAGACAAGCUAUUGACAGCAGCUCUAGUGGGGCUUGAGGUUGUGAUGAGCAGUUUCCAGGUGAGUUCUCCCAAAGACUCCAUAUAGCUAUUAACUAAUGGAGGAAAUAGCAAUAGCAGUUAGAUUUAUAUACCGCUU